AUGGGUAAUAUGUACCAUGUACCGCUAGUAGCCUCGAACUUUCCGACGUCUCCUGCCACUCUGGACAUGGAAGCCCUCUCUUGGCUGCGCCUGGCGCCUGGAUCCUCAAGAGGGAAAGAAAAAGAAGGGAAAAAAGUACCUCGGCAGCGCCGGCUGUGGCUGGCCAUGGGCAUGAUGAUGAUGCAGCCCACCAAGCAGCAUCAUGUAGGUAGUAGGUACAUGCAAUAUGCCGGCAGCCUCUGCAAUUGGGGCGAGAGAGAGAGAGAGAGAGAGAGAGAGAGAGAGAGAGAGAGAGAGAGAGAGAGAGAGAGAGAGAGCCAGAGAAUGGAGAGAGUCCCUCUGUCAGUAGUACCUGGGUACAUAGAUGCAUACAAACUGUCUCCUCAUCAGACCUCAGAUGGCCUGCAUGUGUGGGCAGCGCCGUGGAAGAUCUGCCAGCCUGUUGUCCAGAAGGCUUGGGUGGUCCACCAGCAACCCGGCCUGGGCCGUGAACCGCAACCCGCAAAAGCCACCAAAUCUGACUCCGUCUACGCUUACUGGUUACUGAUUGGCCCUGCGCACCAGGUCUUGUCUGGGAUAUCUUCGCCAGGAUGCUUUCCAUCAGACAGCCAUCUCACAGAGGGCUUCAAUCAAUUCUCGGGCGUCCUGUCCAGCCCGCCUCGACCGAAAGCCACUCCGUAUACUUACAUAGACCACCACCAGACUCCGGGAGCCUCCUCCUCGUCCUCACAUGUCCAUCCUCUACAAGACGCAUCCACUGUUGCCUUCUAUAAAUCGCCCUGGAGCACUCGCUACAGCUACUCCUUCCAUCUCGCACCAACAAAUCCACAGGCCCCGACCGUCCCGCCUGCUGGGUCACUGUCGUCAUUGAUCUCUUCCUUUGCCAGAUCUAAUUUGGUCCCUGAAACAAAAUCAAUUCCCGCUACAUUUGCAAAUAGCUCCGCGGCGCCGAACGAGAAGAAUUACUCCUUUGAAUCCCAUUGUUUGCACCUUUGUAGCUCCCCCUCCCCUCCCCUCUUCAUCACUAUGACGAGUCUUCCUGGAUUCACCACCAAUUUCCCAGCGGGCUAUCCAACUGUCCAAACAAGAGGUGGAGCAUUUGCAGGUGGCAGCAAUUCUUCGAGCGGAUCCCCCCCGGCCCCCAAUCCCUCGGCCGGGCCACAAUUCGACAUUUUCGAUUGGCAUCCUGCCUAUCAGAGCUGUCAGCGAUAUUUCCUAGACCAUGCCCAACAUGAGACGGGCGUGCAGGCCGUUUGCGCCCUCAUCAACAUCUGCCUUCCCUUUCAAUGGACGCCCACUCCCCUCUUGAACUCGUCCGGUCCCCUACCACACUCGUCCGGCCCCGCCGCCUACAAUAUGCCAUGGCCUCGACAAGGUGCAGUCACCACGUCACGUGGCCAGCCUGCGCCUGCAUGGGUAUCCCUCAUCCCCUUUAUCCGUCGACUCAUCAUCACCGGAAUGGACAGCGCCGGCAUCAUGCACGGCUUCUUCGGCGAGGACUGGAGAAAGGGCGUUGGCCCCAUGCACGAAUGCGAGCGACGAAACUACCUGUUUGCUGCCAAGAGCGUCGGCUGGGCCAAGGUCAAGGUCCAGUACGACAUGUCGCCCCACGAGAGUGUGCCGUUUAUCAAACCCUUGCAAGAGACGUCGGUCGAGGAAAUCGAGGGCGCAGAGAGGACUUGGAGUCAGUGGCUUGCCAUGCAAGACUGGCUGUUUAAUCUAGACCUCUAG
This is a messenger RNA of Plenodomus lingam JN3, 1731 nucleotides long. NCBI's taxonomy places the organism in Eukaryota, Fungi, Ascomycota, Dothideomycetes, Pleosporales, Leptosphaeriaceae. The record is from RefSeq and is a predicted model, not a curated record.